Messenger RNA from Drosophila suzukii, 828 nucleotides. Its product is annotated as phospholipid scramblase 1-like. Gene Ontology annotation, cellular component: plasma membrane. The record is from RefSeq and is a predicted model, not a curated record. Gene Ontology annotation, molecular function: phospholipid scramblase activity. Gene Ontology annotation, biological process: plasma membrane phospholipid scrambling. NCBI's taxonomy places the organism in Eukaryota, Metazoa, Arthropoda, Insecta, Diptera, Drosophilidae.
AUCAACAGGCCUUGAACGAUAACUCUUUGACAGGAAUUUAAAAGAACUUGUCUUAGAACGUUUUGGUUUUUUCAAAUAAAAUAAAUUACCAGUUUUUAGGUGAUAAAACGAAGCUGCUUAUUAACUAUCGAUGGACUGCCUGGCCAACCUAGACAGUAUCGUAGUCAACCAGAACAUAGAUGCAAUGGAGUUCUUCACCAGCUUCAGCAGCAAUAGAAAGUACUCUGUUCGCAGUAAUCCAAAGGCGGAAGCGAUCCUCUAUGCCGUGCAGGAUAAUAAGUUCGCGGAUCGCCAAAUUAGGCCAAAUUAUUUUUUCACCAUAAAGGUCAUGACCAAGGGGAUGACUCAGGUGAUGCACGUGGACUCGCCGAGGCCGGACGCCUACUUUAAGCAGCCCCGAAUUGAGGUAUACGCACCACCCGGAAACAUGAUCGCCAUCGUCAAGCUGCACAGCAUGGCCUGUCCCCGCACUCUGCACGUCCUGAAAAACAAGGACAGUGAGGUAGAGUACGUUAUCAAUGCUCCGGGAGGAUGUUGCGGAGGAGGCAGUUUAUACCAUGUGGUCGAUGCUAAGAAAAAGGAAGUAGCUCAAAUCGAAAAGAUAAUUACCGGAGCAUUCAAAGAAAUGUAUACAGGUGCCGAUGACUUUAAAGUGAAUUUCAAGGGUUUGGAUAAUCGCACAAAGACGAUUUUACUGGGCACCGUCUUCUUCCUUGACGGCUUAUUCUAUGAAAGAUCACGUGCACGAAAAGUAAUAGGAGUAGUAUAUUAAUCUUAUUUUCGGUUACGUUAUACAACUAUUGUGAAUUGUUGUGUAAAUUUUAAAUA